UUUCAAUCUUCCUCGUCGCUGUCGCUGUCGUCGACCAUCUGCUAAUCCUCAUCGUCGACGCAGUCCCCAGCCCCCGUCCCAACAUUUUGCUUUGCUUCGUCUUCUCUCUUUUAGUCUCUUCAAAAGGUUCCCCGGUCUUUAGUGCGUCUCCUGCACUCGCUUGUUGGAAGCGAGUCUGACUCUUUACUCGUUUUUGCUCUGGCCAUAACAGCGAGGGGGACGCCGCCAGACCUGGUCCGAGCGUUUUGAACUGACCACCUACUCCGUUUGCACCGUUUUCUGUCCAUGGCCGUUCUCGCUCCCCAAGACUGGCACCCACCUCGAGAUCUGCAAAUGGACGCGCCUUCCAACGCUAUUAACACUGCUGUUCCUCGUCAGCGGUCCUCGCCCGCCAACGAUCACUCUGCGACUUCCUCACCGGUCUCCCAGCAACCGUACCCUUAUCCCGUGCAGCAGCAACAGGCAGGAUGGACGGCACCACACCCGCACCAGCAAUAUUACCCCUCUUUCUACCAAAAUCACCAUCAACAGCCCUACCAACUCCAUGGCCAUCCUGCACAGGGACAGAUGCACUUUCAGAAUCCGUACUACGAUCCAGCUAAUGCGCAGCUCGCCGCCCAGUGGGCUUAUCAACAAAUGGUGCAGAAUGCACACCACCAAGCACAUCAAAUGUCCCACGUUCCUCCUCCACAUCCUGGCCAGCGAAGCCGUACCGGAAGCGCUAGUGCAGGCGACUACUUCGUACCGUCCCCAAUGACGGGCUACAGCCCAUUCCCAAGCGGCACCCCUCCCGCCCAUCCCUCGCAGUUGCCCAACAGUUACUCGUCCGGCCAAAGUGAUCACGGCGGUCACCAGAACCAAUACAACGGUUUCCACCCUUAUCGUCGUCCAGAUCGCCAGGACUCGCGACAUCGAGAUGCUCCUCAGCCCUCUCCUGGUGCCGACUGGCGUGGGCCUGGUCCCUUCCAACCACCGUAUAUCCGGGCGGAUGCCGCUGGGUCAUCAACCUCUGUCAAUUCAACAGGUUCUAACUCCGGCGGCACCCGCCAGCGCACCAACAGUAUCCAGGGAUCUUCUGCAUCGCCGAGCACCAAUGGUCGAUCACCUGUUCCCAACGGUCGCAGCCCCAGCGGGAAUCCAUCCAGCUCUGGAUCGGCGCCGCAACCCAGACCACACCAGCGCACGACAUCUUCCUCCUCCAACUCCUCCACCGGUACGUCACGGCCGCCCGCGGCUUCGUCGUCUGCUACAACGUCGGCGCAACUGCGGAAACCUUCCCCACUGUCUCAAGGAAACUACACUGCCGCCGAGAAGCGCAUGUCGCGCGAUGACAGCGAUCUCGCUGCGAUGAUGGCUGAGCCGGCGCCUGGCGUGCGUAGUGGUGGUCUGAAGGGUCGUCUACGGCGUGCUCUGUCGCUCAACGCCGGGUCAACGCUGCGAGAAGAGGACGAAGACGAGGCCCACAAACAUGCGAAGAACGGGAAAACGAGUGCAGGGGAUGGGGCCAGUACCGUCGCAGGCGACGACGACUCCACGGCAACCGUGCAGAAAAAGAAGUCGCGCUCGCUAUUCAACUCUCGAUUGAAUCGCUCAACAGACAACAUCUCCCUCUCGUCUACGAUGUCGUCAGCGUCGAUGGUUAUCCGCAAGCUGGGCAACAUCGGCAAGCUAACACGUCGUAACUCGCUUGCAGGCAUUACUUCGUUGUUCAAGGAGAAGGACAAGAAGGAGAAGGACGGCGAAGAUGUCGGGAAGAAGAGCAAGAAGAGCAAAGACAGCAAGAGCAACGCGUCGGAGCCCGCUGUCUCGCAUGCCACGGCGGAACUAGAUGUGGGAGAGUGGAGCGCUGACCUGUCCGGGCUCAGUCCUGCUGCGCGACUCGCACGACAGCACACGCUAAAAACCAACGCAGAGGCGGCAGCCAAGGCUAAGGCGGAGGCCGAAGCCAAAGCCAAAGCGUUGGCUGCGGCCACGCAGGCGCAGAGCUCAUCGAAUCCGCAUGUUCCUACGACCUGGGAAAAGAACACCACCAGCCGAAAUGGGGAGACGGCGCCAUCAAAGGUGCUGACAGGGGUGAGCGAUGAUGGAACGCGGGUGCUCGUCGAGGAUGACGACACGGACAGCGAUGAUGGGCAGUAUGACCAUCCGCCGUACAACCACGAGGGGUGGGAGGAGGAUGACGACGACUGGGAGGGACUGCAGGACGAAGAAGCUACUAUCCGCCAAGGACUAGAAGAUGCACGGCUAGAAGACAACGAUGACAUGGAGCCGUGGGCACUUGGUGUGCGCCGCAGUGCGGAGCGGUCACGAAGACCGGCCAAAAGCAUCCUGAAGAAUGGUCGUGAUUAUGACCAGGAGACUCACGUCGCUACGCACCCGCCGUUCGGCCGUGUUCGUUCGAACUCAUACGACUCUCCCCCUCACCUUAACCCCGACCUUGGGCCAUUGGCCCGCAUCCCAUCCCCCGACCCCGACCAUAUCGAUGGUCUGCAUAAGCACCAUCUGUCGAGUGGGCCAUCAAGUGGGCCGUCUUUCAUUCCUCCGCUGCCGUUCGAGAAGGACAUGCCUAAGGGCGAUAACUCCGCCCCACGGUCAUCAACACCCGAGAAGACGCUGUUCAGUCACCCCAACUCGUCCGCCCCGGCCCUUUCGACGAUGUUCCAGUCCAACGCUCCAACAUUGACUCACCGUUCCGCAACAGCUCCUGCCAAACGGCUGGCGUUUGCGUCCAACCUCUCGGUAUAUGACACGUUCCCUUCUUCAGUCUAUGAUAGACGCAGUGAGCCCGCGACAUGGAGUCGAUUGACACCCGCCCUCGCACAACGCAUCAAGGAAGAGUUGAACUCUUACAAGAUGGAAGAAAUGGAGGUGCACGCCGCCAGUCGUGUGCACACACAAUUCUUCGUAUAGAGUUUAGAGUUUCCCAAAUUGUGACCGGCUUUCGCGCUCAUAACUGUCGGCGUGUUCAUGAUUGUCGGAAUCAUCGUUCAAGACCCCGUUCAUUUCUUGCCCGCCGUCUACUCCCGGUUAUCGCUACAUCCACAUGUUCAUCCCACGCGCACGUUUGGAUCAGAUAUCCACGAUCUCAUUUCAACCUAUAUACCCCUCACUCAUCCCAGCCAAUCCCUCAAUAUGUAAUAUUAUGAUGCAUGGUCUCUCAUGUUUCAUCUUGUCGUGGUACUGGUGCCGUGUUUCUUCGCCCAUCCUUCACUCCCUUGCAUUCUUUCGCCGAUCUUCGGGACGGACUUUGUGGAAGCUGCCCCCUCUCCUCUCUCUAAGCUAACUAUCAUGUCUAUUCAUGCUCGAGCUCUCC
Messenger RNA from Phanerochaete carnosa HHB-10118-sp, 3313 nucleotides. RefSeq lists its product as uncharacterized. Gene Ontology annotation, molecular function: actin binding. The record is from RefSeq and is a predicted model, not a curated record. The coding region runs from base 286 to 2910 and encodes 874 amino acids. Lineage: Eukaryota; Fungi; Basidiomycota; Agaricomycetes; Polyporales; Phanerochaetaceae. The transcript is spliced from 3 exons. Gene Ontology annotation, biological process: actin cytoskeleton organization.